Messenger RNA from Phoenix dactylifera (date palm), 1264 nucleotides. The record is from RefSeq and is a predicted model, not a curated record. NCBI's taxonomy places the organism in Eukaryota, Viridiplantae, Streptophyta, Magnoliopsida, Arecales, Arecaceae.
ACCGGACGGAGAGAUGAUGGCCCCGCUCCUCUCCCCGUCCGCCGCUCGCCCUGUCGUACGUCUCCCUUCCGCCCAUCUCCUCUCCCCUUCCUCGAUCCAUCGCCGGAGCCAAAGAGGUUUUUCGAACCCUAACCUUAGAUGCUCUACGUCUAGAAGGGAGCUCCGCCCCGGCUCCUUCGCUUCCCACCUCUGCGAGCGAGAGGCCCUCACGCUGGAUGGGGGAUCCCUCUCCGUGAAGGAAUUCGUGUCGGAGGAGGAACUGUGGGCUGCCGUCCGCCUUCGUGUCCGCACCUUCUACGAGUUCAACACCCAGUCCUACGGCAUCGAGGAUUAUAGGAGGUACUUAACAGAGCGGGAAUUUGAAGCAUUGAAAGAUCGCAUUGCUGGGAAAAGGAUAGGACUUAAAAGAGUUUCUUGCAUAAAUGCUACAUUGCCAUUAUCCCCAUUAUUAGGCUCCGCAGAUGAAUUAUGCUCUGCAUGUAAGUUUUCUGAUAAUGGAGAGGAACGAGUAGUGGUUGGGACUUUAGAUCUUAAUCAAUGUCUUGGGCUGACUGACGAGUUGACUGGAAAGAGGCCUAAGGUACUUGGAUCUGACCUCAUGAGGGCAUAUCUGAGCAAUGUAUGUGUCGCUAAGGAGUUGCAGAGGAAUGGUUUGGGCUAUGCAUUAGUUUCCAAGUCUAAGAAAGUUGCUCGUGAAUGGGAACAAUUGGAGAAUGAGAAAUUUCUUACCAAGGAUCAUUUUAGUCAUAGUUCUUUUAAGAUCAAAGUUGAGCAUAAAAAUGAUUAGAUAAUAUCUAGGAGAGUCUGAUCAACAGUUUGUAUUGUCACAAAUUAUAUGAAUUUUAAGGACAGCUGGAUAUCAAAUUACUCUUUGUAAUCAUUUUGGCAUAUUUAUCCUAUAUUCAUUUUUUUAGCCAUCAUGGUAAUUGAUCAUUGCUUAGGGCUCUAGUUGGAGGUACCCUUAGUUUCCAUAAUGAUGCUGUCAGCUGCAUGAAUGGUGCUUCUAGGAUGCUGAUUCAUGGAAGUAGAAUCAAAGAGAGAUGUUUAAUUGCCACUUAACCCCUGACAGGAGAUAAAUUUAUUGUUCAUAUCUGAUCUAUAUAAGCAGAAUACUAUCACAAUUGCUAUUAUUCAAAGACCUGGUAUAAGAAGAUACCAAAACAAUUCUUAGUGCAUCUUCUUUACCUGUAAAAAUCAUGUGCGUUUAAGUUAACUUGCAACCUAAACCCUCUGUAACUUGUUCUUAUAAAACCAAAGCUUUCUU